AUGGAGCACCUCCCCGACGGUCUCUUAGCGCACGUGUUUUCGCUCCUGACGGCUCGAGACGUCCUUCAGAUGACCUCAACAUGUCGUGCAUUAUCUCCAUCCAGUCAUGCUGUUAAACAGGCUCUCGAAUACGUCAUUACGCGUCGAUUUACCGACGUGACGAGCUUCCUGCCAUCCUCGUCCAGUCACUGGCCACGCUCGCUCGUUGUACUGCGAGGCGCUGAGCUUCUUUACAUUAAAGAGCUUUUGUCAAAAUCUACUGCUCAUUCGUAUGAAGAAGCCGCGUCCUGCUCGCCCAACUGCGUCGUCGUGAGUCGCUCGUGGCUUGGCGCAUACAAGAAACGCUGCCAAGCUUUUGAGCAUUUUUUGCUGCAAUUCCGACGGACAAAACGACAGCAACGACGACAAAAUGCAUCGAAAAAGAAGGACAUGUUGACAUUAGAGAAGCUUAAAAUUGCACCCCAUUCGUCGCUUGCUGAGGCAGGAGCGAUGGUUGUUUGUAGCCAUGAUGCACUGUUGCCAGCCGCACAGUGUGUAGGACGCAGUCGACGCGCUAUUCUCAAUGGGGAUGUGUUUAGAGCGAUCACAGUUUAUGCUCCCGAGCUGAGGGGAUUCACACUCAAAUCGUGCAGUGACUGCACGGUGUGUGUGCUGGAGCAGGAGAACCGGGAGCUGGAGGCUGAGGAGAAGAAGAGAAUGAGGUUUGAGAGGGAAAUUGCAGGAUCUGAAGAGAUGUUGGAGUUACUCCAGAGAAAAAAUGGAUUCCCGAAAGGGUUGUUCUCGCCCAUGGACUUGGCGGGGAGCAGAAGGCAGCAGCUUGCGCCGCAUUUAUCCAUGAAUGGUCGAAGCAAGCACGCCACCUACUUUUUGGUGCCUAAGAAAUGGCUGAACAAGUGGAGAAAAUUUGUGCGCAGUCAAGAAGACGAAGCCCCGGGCCCAGUGCUGAAUGCUGAGCUCGUGUGUUUAUCGCAUCAGAGAACGAUUGUGCCACCUUACGUUUCCAUGUUCUUGUCAGGAUUCACGCUCGAGCAGUCACUCAAGGCCACGCAAAUUCUCGGUUCCAAACCUGCCCGUCAGUACGAAAUCGUCACGUUUGGCGAGUGGGAAGCUCUGUACGACCGGUAUUGUGCCGAGUUCGCUAUCGGCUUUGAUGUUGUCAACGGAGCAUACCACUGGCGAACGCAAGAAUGCCAAAUUUGCAAUUAUGGCAUGGGCGGCGGACCAUCGUCUAACCAACCAAACCCACGGCGUUGA
This is a messenger RNA of Peronospora farinosa, 1254 nucleotides long. Lineage: Eukaryota; Oomycota; Peronosporomycetes; Peronosporales; Peronosporaceae. The record is from the annotation of a GenBank genome assembly.